CAGCGGCUGCACUGCAGGGAGGAGCCGGAGCCGGAGCAGAUGGAGGAGGCCGCGGGGCAGGCGGAGGAGGCCGGGCUGGCCUCCCUCCUCGACAGAUCCCAGCCCCAGCGCUACACCGGGCGCUUCAACCCGGAGAGCUGGGAGCAGGAAUUUGACAAGAUCCCCAUGUUUAUGAAGAAAUCCCCUGGUGAAAUUGAUCCUGAACAGAAUCCUGAUUUGGCAUGCCUCCAAUCAAUCAUUUUUGAUGAGGAUCGAUCUCCUGAAGAACAAGCAAACACCUAUAAGAAUGAGGGGAACGAAUACUUCAAGGAAAAAAACUACAAGAAGGCUGUAAUCUCAUAUACUGAAGGGUUAAAAAAGAAAUGCAGUGACCAAGAUUUGAAUGCUGUGCUUUAUACUAACCGAGCUGCAGCACAGUUUUAUCUGGGCAACUACCGUUCUGCUCUCAGUGAUGUGAGCGCAGCAAGAAAGAUAAGACCCAACCAUCUCAAAGCAAUAAUAAGAGGAGCUUUGUGUCAUUUGGAGUUAAAGAAUUUCCCUGAAGCAAUGGCAUGGUGCGAGGAGGGUCUGAGGAUAGAUUCAAAGGAGAAGAAACUUGUGGAAACGAGAGCCAAAGCUGACAGGUUAAAGCGAGCUGAACAGCGGGAUGCAAGGAAAGCAAAACUGAAGGAGAAGAAGGAACAGUCUCAGAAGGAAGUCUUACUCACUGCUAUAAAGGAAAGGAAUAUCAAGCUGUUUCUGGAGGCCUCUAAGGAGGAAGAUGAAAUAUCAGAUGGUCUGGCUGAGAUGUCCUUAAAUGGACUGAGUUCUGACAGUACCAUGGGCACAAAGGUCUACUUAGAUGAUAAUGGCAAUCUGAACUGGCCUGUGCUCUUCCUGUAUCCUGAAUAUGGGCAAACAGAUUUCAUCUCAGCUUUUCACGAGGACUCCAGAUUUAUUGAUCAUAUACAGGUGAUGUUUGCUGAGUUACCUCCUUGGGAUUCGGAAAGAAAAUAUCAUCCCAGCAAUCUAGAGCUUUAUUUUGAAGAUGAAGCAAGAGAAGAAAUGUUCCAGCUGAACCCAGAAAACACACUGCGGCAAGUGCUGCAGCACCAAAGGUACUUUGUAAAGGCUGGGACUCCUGCUUUUUUGGUUUUAGUAAAGCACUCCCCUUUCUCUAAGAAUUACUUUUUUGGCAAGAAGGUGCAUCGACUAAAAUGAGCAAGUGCAAGCACAAAAAGGGACGAGAGAAACCCUUGCUGUGGGCUGGAUUGUUCAUAUCCACAGAUAGGAACAAUCAGUCUUCCACCUAUAGAGUUUAAUAAUUUUUUCUACUUCAAUCAAAUAAACGUAACCUCUGUUGGACCUUUGUCUUACAAUUUUUGCACAUGCAGAACUCCCCUUGGAACAAAGUCACCAAGUUCUGAGUGGAUACGGAUUGAAGCUUGAUUCCCCCCUGCUCCAAAUAUAUAAAUGGAUGGUAGUCGUCUUUAAUAUAGUGAAAUGGACUGCUGUUCCCUUAGGCCUUGCACAGUGUAUGAAUGGCAGCUAUGCAUAUGUGCCGAACCUUAAUUAUAGAUGAAGUGACAUCAACUUUCAGUGUACGUGCAUUGUGGAGGAGUGAAGAAUUCCACUGCUGACCUCCUGCACUGGAAUGGCUGUAGUUACUGGUUUUGAAGUGAGUGGAACUGGGAUCUCUAGUAUCACUGGAUGACUCUGCAUUAAUCCACUGGCCCGGAGCAGUAAAAUCAAUACAGCAGGAGUUCACUCACUAAUGCACUGUGCUAUUGAACGAAGGAAGGCAAAGCUCUUUGUUUACUGACCUUUCACUUCCCUUUCUUAUUGUCUGAUGUAGAUUGCAAAUAAAUAUGUUUAUGGUAA
Messenger RNA from Gopherus evgoodei (Goodes thornscrub tortoise), 1860 nucleotides. RefSeq names its product tetratricopeptide repeat domain 4 (gene TTC4). The transcript is spliced from 10 exons. Gene Ontology annotation, molecular function: Hsp90 protein binding. Lineage: Eukaryota; Metazoa; Chordata; Testudines; Testudinidae. Bases 40 to 1200 code for a protein of 386 amino acids. The record is from RefSeq and is a predicted model, not a curated record.